Peromyscus eremicus (cactus mouse) is the source of this 2168-nucleotide messenger RNA. RefSeq names its product phospholipase D family member 5 (gene Pld5). Lineage: Eukaryota; Metazoa; Chordata; Mammalia; Rodentia; Cricetidae. Gene Ontology annotation, molecular function: catalytic activity. The transcript is spliced from 10 exons. The record is from RefSeq and is a predicted model, not a curated record. The coding region runs from base 1 to 1452 and encodes 483 amino acids.
AUGGAGUUACGGCGUAGUCAGCAGCAGCAGUCCCAGCAGAAGUGCAUUGUGAUCUUCGCUCUGGUCUGCUGCUUUGCGGUUCUGGUCGCGCUGAUAUUCUCAGCUGUGGACAUCAUGGGAGAAGAUGAAGAUGGACUCUCAGAGAAAAAUUGCCAAAAUAAAUGUCGAAUCGCCCUUGUGGAAAACAUUCCUGAAGGCCUUAACUACUCUGAAGAUGCCCCAUUUCACUUACCGCUUUUCCAAGGCUGGAUGAACUUACUCAACAUGGCCAAAAAAUCAGUUGACAUAGUGUCUUCCCAUUGGGACCUUAACCACACCCACCCGUCAGCAUGUCAGGGUCAACGUCUCUUUGAGAAAUUGCUCCAACUAACGUCUCAAAAUAUCGAAAUCAAGCUGGUGAGCGAUGUGACUGCUGAUUCAAAGGUAUUAGAAGCCUUGAAAUUAAAGGGAGCUGAGGUAACAUACAUGAACAUGACCGCCUACAACAAAGGCCGGCUGCAGUCAUCCUUCUGGAUUGUGGACAAACAACAUGUGUAUAUCGGCAGUGCAGGUUUGGACUGGAGAUCCCUUGGACAGAUGAAGGAACUCGGUGUCAUCUUCUACAACUGCAGCUGCCUGGUCCUAGAUUUACAAAGGAUAUUUGCUUUAUAUAGCUCAUUAAAAUUCAAGAGCAGAGUACCUCAGACCUGGUCCAAGAGACUCUACGGAGUGUAUGACAAUGAGAAGAAGCUUCAACUCCAGUUGAACGAAACCAAGUCACAAGCCUUUGUGUCGAAUUCUCCCAAACUCUUCUGUCCUAAAAACAGAAGCUUUGACAUUGAUGCCAUCUACAGCGUGAUUGAUGAUGCCAAGCAGUAUGUGUACAUUGCUGUCACGGACUACCUGCCUAUAUCCAGUACGAGCACAAAAAGGACAUACUGGCCAGAUUUGGAUGGGAAAAUAAGAGAAGCUUUGGUGUUACGAAGCGUUAAAGUCCGGCUCCUCAUUAGCUUCUGGAAGGAGACCGACCCCCUCACAUUUAACUUCAUUUCGUCUCUUAAAGCUAUUUGCACCGAAAUAGCCAACUGCAGCUUGAAAGUUAAAUUUUUUGAUCUGGAAAGAGAGAAUGCUUGUGCAACAAAAGAACAAAAGAACCAGACCUUUCCCAAAUUAAACCGCAACAAGUACAUGGUGACAGACGGGGCAGCUUACAUUGGAAAUUUUGAUUGGGUAGGGAAUGACUUUACCCAGAAUGCUGGCACAGGCCUUGUCAUCAACCAGGCAGAUGUGAGAGACAACAGGAGCAUCAUUAAGCAACUUAAAGAUGUCUUUGAAAGAGACUGGUAUUCACCUUAUGCCAAAUCCUUACAGCCAACCAAACAGCCGAACUGCUCAAACCUGUCCAAACUCAAGACUCCCUCCAACCAACCUGCCACUCACAAUGCCACCGGGAGGGAGCCCCUGAGUGCAUAGCUCACUGACAGACAAGCAAGGCUUCAGACCCAACACAGGAAGGACUAGAGCAAAGACAACGAUUUACUACAUCUUUUUUUUUUUUUAAGGAGAAAUAAAAAAGCACACGUAUUAAAAUGUUCUCUGAAUGACAUGUAAUAUCUAGCUAACAACAUCUUAGCACCGUAUAUUAAAUUUAAGACUUUCGUAUCUAUGAGCUCUAACAGAGAAUGUCAUUCCAGCAUAGGAGUUAGUUUUUAUUGUCUGCAUACAGAUUUUAAGACUCGGUUCUUGUCUCCUGUUUCUUACUGGUUUUAGAACCUUUUCUGCUGGCCCAGCUGCCCAGGUUUUAGUAUGAGGUGAGCCCUCUCCUUUAAUACUGCUGAAUUCUGGAGUUAGAGGGAGCGGGGAGAAAACACAGAUAGACAGACCCAAGUUUCUGCCCUAAUAAACCAUCUCCAAGACCUCAGGCAGCUGAGCAAAGACACCCUCAUCUCAUGCCAGCCCUCGAGACUCCUGAAAAACACCCCUUUUUAUCCUGUUGUCUUCUGAUACCACAUUUUCUUUGGUAUCAGUCUGUCUUCUCACUAAAUGUUCUUGUUCAACAGCAUCCCUGUGUUCACCUCAGUUCUAGUGCAAAGUGUGAGAAUAUCUUUGGGGAAGGUAUGAAUUCCCCAGAAUGCAUACAAUAUAAAAAUAACAGUCUUUCAUUUUCACCUUUCAACUGCAUUCUUUUC